Messenger RNA from Rhipicephalus sanguineus (brown dog tick), 4797 nucleotides. RefSeq names its product isovaleryl-CoA dehydrogenase, mitochondrial. Gene Ontology annotation, molecular function: 3-methylbutanoyl-CoA dehydrogenase activity; flavin adenine dinucleotide binding. Gene Ontology annotation, cellular component: mitochondrion. Gene Ontology annotation, biological process: L-leucine catabolic process. The transcript is spliced from 12 exons. Bases 26 to 1297 code for a protein of 423 amino acids. NCBI's taxonomy places the organism in Eukaryota, Metazoa, Arthropoda, Arachnida, Ixodida, Ixodidae. The record is from RefSeq and is a predicted model, not a curated record.
CGGUGGUAAUGAAAAGAAAAUUAAAAUGUCGGCGGCCAGGGGAAUGUGGUGCUCGCUUCUUCGCAUCGGUAAAUCCACGAAGGGACUACCAUGCAGGUUGUCAACGAGAAACUGCGCUUACUAUCCAGUUCAAGAUGUUAUGUAUGGCCUAAGUCCCGAACAAAAAGAGCUCCGAGAAGCAGCAUUCAACUUUGCCCAGAAGGAGCUUGCACCACAUGCAAAGGACAUUGACAAGAAUAACCAUUUUCCAGGUUUUAGGGAAUUUUGGAAGAAGCUCGGUGACAUGGGUUUCAUGGGUGUUACUGUUCCUGUGGAGUAUGGUGGCCUUGGUGCAGGUUACUUGGACCACUGCAUCAUCAAUGAGGAACUUAGUCGUGCAUGUGCCGCUAUCGCGCUCAGUUAUGGUGCCCACUCUAACCUCUGCAUCAAUCAGAUCUAUCGCAAUGGCUCUGAAGAGCAGAAAAAGAAGUACCUUCCAAAGCUGAUCAGUGGAGAGUAUGUGGGAUCACUGGCCAUGAGUGAAGCUGGUUCUGGUUCCGAUGUGGCAUCUAUGAGUCUCACCGCUGUGAGGGAUGGUGAUCACUACAUCCUGAAUGGCACGAAGUUCUGGAUCACCAAUGGUUCACUUGCGGAUGUGGUGUUUGUCUACGCCCGCACUAAUCCACUUGCAGAUAAGCCACAACAUGGAAUUAGUGCAUUCAUCGUUGAAAAGAAUACUCCAGGCUUCAGCAUAGGUCAGCAACUGGACAAGUUGGGAAUGCGGGGCUCUCCAACAGCUGAGCUCGUUUUUGAAGACUGCAAGAUUCCUGCUAAGAACCUGGUUGGAGAGCUGAACAAGGGCAUGUAUGUCCUAAUGAGUGGCCUGGAUUUUGAGCGCUUGGUUCUGGCUGCUGGACCAAUUGGCAUAAUGCAGGCCUGUUGCGAUGUUGCCUUCGACUAUGUCCACACCCGCAAGCAAUUUGGCCAGCCAAUUGGGACAUUCCAGCUCCUGCAAGGCAAGAUAGCUGACAUGUACACAACACUGAAUGCCUGCCGCUCAUACCUGUACAGUACAGCCAGAGCUGUGGACCAGGGCCAUGUCCUUUCCAAGGAUUGUGCAGGGGUCAUCCUAUACUGUGCAGAAAAAGCAACUCAAGUGGCUCUAGAUGCUAUUCAGUGCUUAGGUGGUAAUGGCUACAUCAAUGACUACCCAACUGGUCGGCUACUUCGUGAUGCCAAGCUGUUCGAGAUUGGCGCAGGAACUAGUGAAAUUCGCCGACUUAUCAUUGGCCGGACCCUCAACCAGGAGUACAAGUGAGGUCUGAUACCAUGUUCUGUUGUUCAUUACUUUUUCAUGCAUGUUAUAUGCUGUUCUGAAGCUGGUGAAAGUGCUGUUAUGGCCUUCAGCAGUCAAUAUUGAUGCAUUGAAUGAAGCGCUUUAAGCAACCAUACUUUUAUGUAAUGCUUGUUCCAUUGCUUCUAAACACAAUUUUUUAGAAUAUACAGACUUGCUACAUCCACUUUUUUUACAAGUCAGUGUUUGAUAUUUGUGCGACUUGUUUGGCCAUGUAAGUUUUAAUGACUUUGUUCACAGUAACAUGUAUGGCAGAUGAGCUCUCUUUUGUUAGAAAUAUUGUAGAUGUGAAAUAUGAUUUUGCAUUUAGGCUGACACUGUCAGUGCUUGUCUUCAGCAUAAUUGAGUAUUGCAUACCCGGUUCUGAAGUGGUGGAUGCAAAUAUCAAGCUAUUUUUCUCUUGAAGUGCUUGCAUAUUUUGCUUUUGUGACUAACGGCUGGUGUUUUGUGACAGUUGAGAUUAUGUACACGCCACCCAAGUGGUACCUGAUACUAGUAUUCUCACUGAAAUUUCCAUUUACACCUGCAUGCAAAAAUUUCAGUGUUCACUUUAUUCCCGAAUACAUUAUGAGGCAAAGUCACAUUUUCCUUACAAGUUUUUGUGUACUUGUAUUUAUGAGAGUAUAAAUAUUUUCUGAGUCAUUUGCUGUAGCAGAUCAGCAAUUUUGAACCGUGGACCUCCAUAUGUGAUAUUUUGACAGUUUUGUAGUACACUGAAAUAAGUAUGGUGUUCUAAGUGCAACCUCUGUGAGUGUCUUUUGUAUCUGAAGCACCGUAGGUUUUUUUCAAUUCAGGACAAGUUGUGAUAGUGAAGUAAAGUAACUAAGUAACUCCUUGAAAUGCUUUUAAAGUGUCUUUAUGCGAGAAAUAUAUGAAAAUAUACAAGGUUCAAAUAUCACGACAUUGUCACAUUGGUCAUGGCUUCAAUGUAUUGUUUGCUGCAGAGAAUAGUUUGUUCAACUCACAGACAAGAUUACUUUGCCUUUAGCCUUUAGGAUUUUUCUUUGUAAAAUCAGCAAAAUGCUAACGGCAGCCACAUAGCAUGUUCUUAACUACUGUGCAUGCUUUCUGGUAGUGUGUAUCGGUAUUAUUGUGUACGUCUGUGUUUUAAGUUCUAUUCACUUGUACUGUCUGUGUAAUUUUGUGAUAAUGUGGGUAUCUUUUUUGUCUGAGGUGUUCAGAGAGGUACCUGAUGUAUAGAUAUCUUCUGAGAUAACUUGCUGUUUUGUUGUGGUCGAGUGAUCUCUCGCUAGCAUGGGAAAUCAAGAUGAACUGCAUUUAUGUAUUGCUUUGUCUUGCUGCUGCGUAGUAGACUUCUCAAAGAAGCAAAACACUGUGGUUGCCGUUAACAUGUCGGUUUCAAUUUGUGAGCAAGCUUAUGGAGGAGAAAACUCUUGUAGCUUCGUUGUUUAAAGUCUUCAUUGUUUCAAAUGAAAAACCUCUCGGCACACUCCGGUGACUCUCAUUAGUUGUUGCUAAGGUAUUCUUGUUGGCCAUCAUGCCUUCUGUAUUAGCCGUUAUUGUGCAACUUUAUUUCAUUUUGGCAUUUUUGUGUGGUUUACAAUUGUGGUGCAAGCUCAACGACAUUAGCUUGAUGUGCUCUUGCACUGUGUUCAGCAAUCUUUUCGCAUGAACGGUUCUCUAAGUUUCUGCUCCAUGCUGUAACAAUUGAAAUUAAUCAGCUGCGUUCAGUCUCUCUGCUUGAGUCUCUCUUCAGAGCACAGCAGCCAUGUGCGACUAUAGUAUUUUGCAACACUUCUUGCUAACCCUGCUAUGGUAGCUCAUGGAUGUGUUAGCAGUGUUUUGUUCUGUAGCUUGAGAACGCUUGUUAUUGUAGUGAAAAAUAAAACACAGUUGGUGUGAAUGCAUUCAUUCACGAUGAAAACAGCAUGUGGGUACAUGGUGUCAACAAACGUUUCACUUCAGUCGAAAGAAUGGAACAUGUUGGUUUGUAGGAGAUUUAUUUCAAUAAGUUACUGUACAGUGACAAAUAAAUCUGCGUUCAGCUGAACAUUCCGUUGCUGUGUGUAAUUAAGCUACUACAUGACACUUCCAUGCCUUAUAAAUAGUUUGUUUCUUAGUUAAAGUAGCAUGUCAAGCCAUAGCAGCAUUGGUAUCACACUCUUUUUCUCGAAAAUGCAUUAUGUAUAUGUGCCUUGGUAUGCACUGAGGAAAAAUUUUGUUCAACUUCAACUGGUUCUUCCGAUCGAUAGUUUGUCAGUAUAUACCUGACAAUAUCAGUGCACAUUUCAUGUGAAUAUUUGCCAACAAAAGGAUUGGAUGACAGCAGAACAAUUGGAUGACAUUUGCAGGAAACAGAAAAAUUGCAAGCAGAAUAAAAUACAGUUAAAAAAAAUUAAACCUGCUGUAUUUUGCCUUGCUGCAAGAGCACUUAGAUAUGUGUGGUAUCCAGAAGAGAUGUUUCACUCAAAAGAAAAUAAAAAGAAUCAGUAUAUUGUAAGAUAUGAAAGGGUAUUCUUGUGAACUACCCAACUAUCAGACACCCAGUGUAACACAGAGGCAUUGAACUCUUAUAUGGCACUCCUUCCAAAGCAGGAAAACAUUAGCUUCCACAAUCACCAACAAGCACAAUUGUCUUGGAGCGAUAUACAACGAUGGUCACAAUGUACUGAUGGAUGGUCAGUCACCCUUUCAAUCUUUUAGCUCAUCAGUCUUCAAUUGACUUGCUUAAACUUAGCUUAUGCCAGUAUGCAAUGUUCUAAUAGCAUGUUGUGUGCAAUAUGCCACAACGUAUACCAAACCUCCACAAGCUCGGAAGCACUAUUUUGGCAACAUAAACCAUUUAACUUGGUGGGCUGAAGAUUGUUUACAAAUUUAUUUUUAUUCCUUGAAAGCAGCAGAGAGGCUCAAUGUUCAUAGAUAAAAAGAGCUGUGUAUUCACUAUUUUGACAUACCAAACUAUGUGACAAACCUUUAGUACUUGCCACAUAGUUUACAUGCAUUAUUUUAACAGCUGUAUUUAUUAUUAUUAAACAAUAUUAUAAAAAUUUGGUAGUUUUCAUAACACUGCAGUUAUGUGCUUGCUUUACAUUUAUGGUGUUUAAUGGCAUUGAGGAUAUCUAGAGACACACUAAUUCUUCAUAGUGUGCACUAGCUCUCUUGCCAAGCUUUAAAUUGAAGUUUGCUCGGGGAUCACAGAUCGCAAGCAUUUCUUUUGGUACCUUCAAUCGGGAAACUGCGAUCGUUAGGCACAAAUGGCUUUGACUACAUCACGUGACUGAGAAGACCUCCACUGAUUUGUUGCAAAUUGCCUUUCUCUGGCUGGAGGAAACUGUGUAAGCACUUGUUUCUUGGUGCCUCUGGACUUCAUGUGCAUCACAACAUUGUGCUCUCAACAGUGACCUCGUCAGCUUCUUUGUGCAAACUUGAAGGUUAAAGGCACUCCUGGAUAGGGGCUCUGUAGACGAACUCAUGUUUGUAAAGACUCGCACAUUUUCCUUGAC